AUGUCGACACCAGAUGAAUCGCCCGCCCAGAGAGCCGCUCGUCAGCGCCGUGAGCGCCGCGAGGCUAAAAUUAGGGAGGGAGGCUCUGCGCGUCUGGACAAGAUCACCAGUUUAAGCGGUCGCACCCCGCAAUCAGAUCGUGCGGAAGCGUCACCCUCUCCUCAACCCUCCCAAUCCGCAGUCUCUCCCUCGCCUCCCCCGUUCCAACAGAACCAGCCAUCGAUGCAGGACCAGCAGUCCGUGGAGGCUCUCCAAGCACAACAGGAUGCUUUCCGUGCCCUGCUCCGACAGGCAGCGCCCGUAGUUGAGCAGAACCAAGAUGCAGACGCCAACGAUCUAGAAGACCCGACUCUUAAACUUCUCAACUCCCUCCUUAACGGCAUGCCCAUGCCUGGUGACCCCAGCGCGCCUCCACCAGUACCAGGGUCCGCUGGUGGAAUGCCAGGCCAAGCAUCAGGGCCUGGACUUUCGUCCGCAGCGCUCAUUGCGUCCUCUCUGGGCCUGCCGCCCUUCCUCGCAAACAUGAUUGGCGGAUUCUUCCAGACGACGGAGGAAGACCCGAAGAGCGUGCGGACAUGGAAAACACUACACGUUGCAUUUGCGCUGGGUGUGGCAUUCUACCUCCUAUUCAUUAUCGGGACGUCUAUUGCAUUGUUUGGUAGCCCGCCACCGAAGCCCGCGACGGUGCAGAACCCGUUCCUGAUUUUCGUUACUGGCGAAUUGCUCUUAUGUGGAGGACGUGUCUUGAUUGGAGGACAGACAGGAUUGCGGUCGGCUAUCAAGAUUGGUAAGGAUGUUAUUCGUGAUGGUAGUCUGGUUAUCUUUGCAUUAGGCUUGGGCAGCUGGUACACCCGUGAAUGGCAAGCCAGUGGUGGGUACUAG
Molecule: messenger RNA, 882 nt
Organism: Penicillium odoratum
Lineage: Eukaryota; Fungi; Ascomycota; Eurotiomycetes; Eurotiales; Aspergillaceae
Exons: 2
Coding region: 1-882 (293 amino acids)
Biological process (GO): retrograde vesicle-mediated transport, Golgi to endoplasmic reticulum
Source: RefSeq, a predicted model, not a curated record